Molecule: messenger RNA, 395 nt
Organism: Amoebophrya sp. A25
Lineage: Eukaryota; Dinophyceae; Syndiniales; Amoebophryaceae
Source: the annotation of a GenBank genome assembly
CAGCGGAGUGAAGGCCUGCGACCCUUCAGUGGAGUCUCUGAUCCGCCCUACGUCGAGCCUAAGAAGACUUCUGCACGUGGUCCAGGUCAAUAGUGAGGUAGAGUAUCUUGACGUGUAUGAGCUUGUGGCCCAGCGCGAAAAGAAGAAGGCAGCGCGAAGAGGAGAAGCAAACCGGUCUACUACAAGCCAGAGCUCACGAGAGAAUAGUCAUGCGCGUCAUAAAGCUCGAAAUCGGCUGCGUGGCAGGGGGACCCCAGGCAGGACGCUGGCAGAGGCAAAGCAGCUAUUGUCUUCGUCGGAGGAGACGUCAGCGAGUUCGUCCGAACAGAGUGGCUCGCUCUUGGAAAUGCCCAGAAAACUCCCAGACCGACUCGAAAAGAACCAAGCGACUCCGG